Molecule: messenger RNA, 5433 nt
Organism: Vespa crabro (European hornet)
Lineage: Eukaryota; Metazoa; Arthropoda; Insecta; Hymenoptera; Vespidae
Gene: Flo2
Product: flotillin-2
Exons: 8
Coding region: 237-1511 (424 amino acids)
Biological process (GO): regulation of myoblast differentiation; protein localization to plasma membrane
Cellular component (GO): plasma membrane
Source: RefSeq, a predicted model, not a curated record
UAAUUUUGGGUAGUGGCUUUGCGAGCUUCCCGUAACGUUGUAACCUUAAUAGUUCUCAUUUAGAUUAAAUCGUGUUUAAUAGUCGUUAUUAAUGAGCCGACUGUGUCCUCCGAAAGAGUCUUAGCAGAUAUUUGUUGUAUAAACGCGAUAAAAGUGUCUAUAUUAUACGAAUUAGUGGUGUUCCAUCGCAGUGCCGGUUUGUUAUUGCAUCUACUUAGAAAGAAGAUUAUUAGGCAAUGGGAAACAUUCACACUUGUGGUCCAAACGAAGCCCUCGUUGUAUCAGGAGGAUGCUGCGGAUCAAUGAAAAAGAAGACAAUAGUCGGUGGUUAUGUUUUCACUUGGUGGUUCGUCACAGAUGUUCAACGAUUGUCGCUCGAAGUAAUGACACUAAAUCCAGUUUGCGAGAACGUCGAGACAGCCCAAGGAGUACCACUGACCGUUACCGGAGUAGCCCAGUGCAAGAUCAUGAAGGCCGACGAGCUUUUACAUACUGCCAGCGAACAAUUUCUCGGAAAGAGUGUCCACGAAAUAAAAUCAACUAUAUUGUCCACCCUCGAGGGUCAUUUACGUGCAAUUUUAGGCACACUCUCGGUCGAGGAGGUUUACAAAGAUCGCGAUCAAUUUGCUGCUCUCGUACGAGAAGUCGCAGCACCUGAUGUCGGCCGUAUGGGCAUAGAGAUCCUCUCAUUCACUAUAAAGGACGUUUACGAUGACGUUCAAUAUUUGGCGUCACUUGGGAAAGCUCAAACCGCAGCAGUUAAACGUGAUGCCGAUGUUGGUGUCGCUGAGGCCAAUCGUGAUGCUGGCAUACGCGAAGCCGAGUGCGAGAAAGCGGCAAUGGACAUUAAGUACAACACCGACACGAAGAUCGAAGAUAACGCGAGGCUCUUCCAAUUGCAAAAGGCUAAUUUCGAUCAGGAGGUCAAUACUGCUAAAGCCGAAGCCCAGCUUGCUUACGAACUACAAGCCGCGAAAAUAAGGCAACGAAUACGGAACGAAGAGAUACAGAUAGAAAUCGUCGAGAGGCGUAAACAGAUCGAAGUAGAGGAACAGGAGGUACGUCGAAAGGAACACGAACUUCAAAGUACUGUGCGAUUACCAGCCGAGGCAGAACAUUAUAAAAUUGGAAAAGUGGCCGAAGGAAAAAGAACGCAAACGGUGAGCGCAGCUAAAGCCGAGGCUGAGAGGAUUCGAUUAAUCGGAGAAGCCGAAGCUCAAGCUUUGGAAGCCGUUGGAAUAUCAGAAGCUGAACGUAUGCGGAUGAAGGCUGCAAUUUACAAGAAAUAUGGCGAGGCAGCGAUACUCAAUAUCGCUUUGAACGCCCUGCCGAAGAUCGCUGCCGAAAUUGCAGCACCAUUAGCAAGAAUAGAAGAGAUAGUUCUGUUAAGUGGAAGUGAUACAACGAGCAAUGAAAUCACACGUUUAGUGGGUCAGGUACCUCCAGCGGUUCAAGCAUUGACAGGUGUUGAUCUUUCAAAGGUUUUAGGAAAAAUACCAGGUGCAAAGUAAGACAUCACGCUUGAAAGAAGAAUACAGCGACCAGGCGAAUAAUUCGCCAGAAUUUCUUCAUAUUGGAACAAAAUCUUUACUGCCAAAGACUUCUCUGCUAAACUCUAUUAUUUACCGACGGUAUUUCACUUUUUCCUGUUUCCCGAAUCACUCUACCUCACGUUCAAAUGGAACGAAGUCGAAUAGAGAAAAAGAGAGAUAGAGAUAGAGAUAGAGAGAGGGGGAGGGGGGAGAGAGGGGGAGGGGGGAGAGAGAGGGAGGGAGGGAGGGAGAGAGAGAGAAAGAGAGAGAGAGAAAGAGAGAGAGAGGAAAGUACAUUUCAUUUUGUUUUAUAAAGAUGCGUUGAUUAAAAAUCGAUCGUAUUAUCAACAAACUAUCUCUAAUUUUUACGGACAGUGAACAUGCAACGCACAGUUAAUACUUUUGUUUUCUUUUUUUCUCAUUCUUCUUUUGUUAUUGUUGUUGUUGUUUUUCUUUUGUUCUUUUUCUUUUGUUCUUUUUUUUUCUUUUUUUUUUAAUCUUUCUUCCGAUCAAAAAGAUACUAUAUUUCUCUUAUUGUAUAGAAUUCGACUCACUCAAUCGCACUCGCAUAUCUCGUGUUUCUUCCUUCCGCAAAGACAAAACUAAUUGUUGUUUUUCUUUUCUUUGUUUAUUUAUUUAUUUUUUGUUUUUUUUAUUCCAACCCAGACGCGCACGUAUAUAUUGUAUGUAGCAAUUUAGAUAAGAAAACUUUUGAAAGGAGUAGAUCGAUCGAAAUUUGUAAACGUUGUUAAAUAUAGACGAUUUAACAGCGCGUAACACACGAGAAAACGUCCCGAAACGCGGCGAAUACGAAAAAUUUAUUUUCAUUCGCCCUUCGGACAUUUAGUAAUUAUAAAAUUAACUAGCCACUGAUAUUACGAAGUAGCGAUCGAAUGGUAACGCCAUUAAUAAGUUUACAAGUCUAUUGUGAUUGAAAUUUUCGAUCAUUGUGUUCAACCUAUGGUAUAUGAAUAAAAUUAAAUCAAAGAAAAGAGAAAGGAAAAAGAGAAAGCGUAGAAACGUGUAUGGGAUAAGAUUAUGUCGGAUACUUUUUUUAGGCAUUUGUAUAUACUUAUUUAAGCGAUCAUAUGCAUGUAUGUACAUGCGUACAAAGUGAUCGAUUUAAAGCAAAGAUUUAUCGUAAAAUAAAUAUUUUGGAAACUUCGACGAACCGGAAAGAGGAACGUAAUUAAGUAAGGAGGGAAAGAGGAAACAAAAAAAAGAAAACGAAAGAUAAAUGGAGAGAAAGGAAGAAGUAUAUAUAUAUAUAUAUAUGUAUAUAUAUAUAACUUUGAUUUCUCAAUGAUUAGAUUUCAAUCGUCGAAGUGAUUCCAUUAUCUCGUAAUGUACAUGACUUUAAAUGAAACACUUUGUACGAUAGUGUUAACCGAAGUCUCCGUUUACGAAAUAAGAGAUACUUUAUUCUAAUUCGUCGUGUUAAAAAAUCUACACUGCAUGCUCUUGUACUACGUAUCGGAACUAAUACGGCUUUUCAAAUGGGUAAUAACAUAUUCCGAGCAGAACAGUGCCAAUCUGUAUAUACCGAUAUGAUCUUAAUAGUGAGAAGGAAAAUUAGAAAGGAUAAUGAGAGACACACUGAUCGAAACUAGGAUCUGAUAUUUUUCACAUAGAGAGAAUGGAUCAUUAAAUCUUUCUCGAAUACAUCGUAUGUAUUCUAUAUGUAGAUACAUCUUUGAAAGGGAAAUUGGGAGUCAUAAGAUUGUCAGCCAUAAAUAAGUCUUCCCAAAAGUAAAAGAAAAUAAAACAAAACAAAAAUAGCGGAUUUACGGCAGUACAAAAGAAAAAAAAAGAACAAAAAGAAAUAAUAAAAUAAAAUAAAACCAAGAUGUCAUUCUCAAUGACAUUGAAAUUAAUUAAGCGAUAAAAUCGUAUAUGCGACCAAAUGAGACGAAAGGACGUAAAUUCACUGAAAAUAAUCAAAUUAUACACUCCCUUCGAACAUCGUAUAGCCCGUAUAAAAGAAUGCGAAAAAAAAAUAAAAAAAAAAGCAAAAAAAAAAGAAAAUAAAACAAAAAGAAGAAAAAUAUUUUUUAGCGAACAAUUAGCGUGAUCGUUCCGAUACAUAGUAAAAUACGAGCUAAAAAUUUGCUUAACACUAUAUAUAUAUGUAUAUUUAUAUGUAUAUUUAUAUAUAUAUAUACACUAUAUAUAUAUAUUUAUAUAUAUAUAUAUAUACACUAUAUAUAUAUAUUUAUAUAUAUAUAUAUAUACACUAUAUAUAUAUAUACACUAUAUACAUAUAUAUAUAUAUAACACUAUAUAUAUAUAUAUAUACAUAAAUAUACAUAUAUACAUAUAUACAUAUAUACAUAUACACUUAGUUGUAAAAAUUCGAGUUGAGAAUAAUAAGUUCUCGCACGUAAGACAUGCACACACAUACAUAGACACAUACACACUCACGAGGUGUCUUUAAAAAGAUAAUUUUAAAUAAAGGAUUUAGAUCAGAUCUUUAAAGGUAUUCGAUUAUAUCAUCGAAUGUCCAAACGACGGUGAAAAUUCGAUCAAUUCCGUCAAAGAAGAUACUCAAGCUUGGAUAGCUUAAAAUAAUUCGACGUUAGCUUACCCAUGUUAAAAAUAAUGUCAUCAAAGUUUCAAUCAUCACUUUCAAGAUCGCUCUAACUAAGAAUAAAUGAAUAAAUUUUAAACAAUCAUUAUUUUCUAUUUGGACUUUCUUUUAUUAUUUUUCAAGUUGAUCAUAUAACAGUAUCCAUAUUGAUCUUUUACAUGUCUUCGAUUCAUUUUUUCUAUUUUUUCAUUACCUUUGUAGCCCUUUCGCUAGAGCUAAAUCAUAAGCUUGUUCUUGUCGAUAAACAAUAUUAAAAUUAUAUGAUGGCAAAAUGAAAAAUUCAAAAACAAAAGAAACAAAUGAUUAUAUGCGGUCGAAAAAAGUACUCGUGUAUCUAAAAUAACUAAUAUAUUUUCAAAUGAGAAUAUAUUAUAUCUAAAUAUAUGAGCGCUAUUUAUUGAACGUAUAUAUCAGUCUGUAAUAUAUGAAGAGUUUAAUAUAUAUAUAUAUAUAUAUAUAUAUAUAUAUAUAUAUAUGCCUAUAGUAACGAAAGGGUUAAUCGAUAUAAUGCUAAUUUAAAUGAUAGAAUCAUUUUUGCUUCUCGAUUAAAAAAGGUAAUACAUGUGAUUUAAUUUUUGAAAAUAACGAUUGUACACAAAAUGAUAUUUAUAUAUUAUAUUAUACAUAAUUAAACACGGACUCGUUCGAGCCUAGCUAAGCCAAUUAUUUACGUUUAACGCUAUAAAAUCUGUAUUUCUAAUGCAGUAAUUUAGUAAUUAGUUUUAAGAUAUUAAUUUUGUCGUUUUAUAUCGAUGUACUACUCUCGUUGUUAGUAAAACGGUCUUAUUACUACUAAUCCGUCUAAUGAGAUAAUAUAUAAUCAUUAUUAUUAUUAUUAUUAUUAUUAUUAUUAUUAUUAUUAUUAUUAUUAUUAUUGUUUUUUGUAUCAUUGUAACUAACAAAGAGAGCAUUAGGAAUUGCAUGUAUUUGAUAAACAGACCGUUCUUAUUAUACUCCAAAUAUAAAUUCCAAGUAAGAUUAUAUAUUUUACAUUUAGUAGAAAAGAUUAUUUUAAUAUUAAUAUUAUUAUCAUUAUUAUUAUUAUUAUUAUUAUUAUUAUUAUUAUUAUUACUAUUAUUAUUAUUAUUAUUAUUAUUAUUAUUAUUAUUAUUAUUAUUAUUAUUAUUAUUAUUAUUAUUAUUAUUAUUAUACAUUCCCCUUGGUUUAUUUUCAUGCACUUUUAUUCUUGGAUGAUGAUGAUGAUAAUGAUGAUAACAAUGAUGACGACGACAAUGAUAAUGAUUUAAUGACACAUAAUAAUUAUAAUUCUCUGUAUAACACAAAGUACGACAUAUAGGAUGAUCGCGUGAUUUA